AUGGAAAACUGCACUGUGGUUACAGAAUUCAUGUUGGGGGGAUUUAAGGGUCAGCCAGAGCUGAAGAUUAUUCUUCUAGUUCUCUUCUUGUCAAUGUACAUUAUUACUCUGGUGGGGAAUACCGGCAUGAUGGUUGUCAUCACUGCUGACACCCAGCUCCACACCCCGAUGUACUUCUUCCUGAAGAACUUAUCCUUUGUGGAUGUUUGCUAUUCUUCUGUCAUCACUCCCAUAGCCAUGAUGAGCUUCACAACUGGGAACAAGGCCAUUUCCUACCAGCAGUGUGCAACCCAGAUGUUCUUCUUCUCUCUCUUUGGGACCACAGAAGCUUUUUUGCUGGCUGUGAUGGCAUAUGAUAGAUUCACUGCUAUCUGCAACCCACUGCUGUAUGAUACCAUUAUGGCCAAAAGGACCUGUGCCUCUUUGGUGGCUGCCUCUUACUUCUUUGGCUUCCUCAAUUGUUCCACACAGACUGGCCUCACUUUUAGCUUGUCUUUUUGUGAUCCAGAUGAGAUCAACCAGUUCUUCUGUGAUGUCCCAGCUGUCAUGAAGGUCUCUUGCUCAGACACCUUUGUAAAUGAAAUUGCACUCCUAGUUAUGUGUGGGCUUAUUGUAGUUAUAACAUUCACAACAGUCCUAAUCUCUUACAGCUAUGUUCUGGCCACAAUUCUGUGCAUGCCGUCUGUGGAGGGGAGACGCAAAGCCUUCUCAACCUGCACUUCUCAUAUCAUGGUUGUCAGUUUGUUCUUUGGGACAGCUUUCUUUAUGUAUGGGCAACCUGGGUCCAUCUCUUCUCCUAACCAAGGCAAGGUGGUGUCUGUCUUCUAUACCAUUGUAAUUCCCAUGUUGAACCCGUUAAUCUACAGCCUAAGAAAUAAGGAGGUUAAAGAUGCUUUGCGGAGACAAAUAAAAAGAAUAACAUUGUCCCAUUAA
Hemicordylus capensis (graceful crag lizard) is the source of this 933-nucleotide messenger RNA. RefSeq names its product olfactory receptor 12-like. NCBI's taxonomy places the organism in Eukaryota, Metazoa, Chordata, Lepidosauria, Squamata, Cordylidae. The record is from RefSeq and is a predicted model, not a curated record. Gene Ontology annotation, molecular function: odorant binding; olfactory receptor activity; G protein-coupled receptor activity. Gene Ontology annotation, biological process: sensory perception of smell; G protein-coupled receptor signaling pathway. Bases 1 to 933 code for a protein of 310 amino acids. The transcript has a single exon. Gene Ontology annotation, cellular component: membrane.